AGGGAGAAUAUAGCCAAACCAAAAGAAAAGACAGAAUCUGCACCUCCUUCCUCCUUCGUACCAGUUUCCCUCUAUCCUUCCUCUCUUUCCUUUUCUGUAUAAAGGAAACCCUCACCGGGGUUUUCCCUUCGUCGCACGCGCUCUUUACAGAUGGAGUCUCUAGACCCCGCCGCUUCCUGUUUCGUGGACGACCUCUUCAACUUCGGCUCCGACAUAGGGGAGGCAGACGACGACGAGGACAGGAAACCGUGCAAGCCUCUCCCCUCCGUACACACUACCCGCUCUUCCCAUGAACAUGUUGGUGAGGAGGAGCUUGAAUGGAUAUCGAACAAAGAUGCAUUUCCGGCGGUGGAAUCAAUAUAUGUGCUGGAGAACGGGUUAACUAAGCAGACCAGUCCAGUAUCUGUGCUUGAGAACAGUAACAGCAGCAGCAGCACAAAUGGAAGCACUUUGACUAACGGAAAUAGUGUUAUGUAUGGCUGGGACAGGCCGCGGGUACCAGUGAAAGCUCGCAGCAAGUACCCGCGCAAGUUACGGAAUGACCUUCAGACCAAGGGGCGCUGGUGGGUUCAUGAAAAUGCGAAGAAUGCAGCUGCGAGUGCAAGGACUAUGGGUAGGAAAUGCCAGCAUUGUGGGGCUGAAAAGACUCCACAAUGGAGAGCUGGACCACUCGGGCCUAAAACGCUCUGUAACGCUUGUGGGGUGAGAUAUAAGUCGGGGCGGCUUUGUGAUGAGUAUCGCCCUGCUAGCAGCCCCUCUUUUUCAAAUGAGUUACACUCAAAUUCACACAGGAAGAUAAUGGAGAUGAGGAGGCAGAAGCAGCAGUUGACUAUGUUGGUGGUGAAGCCUGUGGAUAAAGGGUAGGAUAUAGUUGAAUAGUGGUAGUACUACAAUCUAGGUACCUUUUCUUUUCUUUUCAUUUUUUGGGUUAAUUAGUUUAGUUUACGUUGGGUUUAGGUGUUUGGUGUAAUGGGGUUAGAAGAAUUUAGUUGAAGUUACUUUGUUUUUGAUGAAAAUGAAAAUCAAUUUGGGAAUUUUGACUUUAGUGUGGUUUAUUUUGGUUGUUUGUUAUUUAUUUCUUAGAAUAGAACACAAGAUUAAUGUUGUAGGUUUUGUCCAAUUUAUUAAAUUCUCUGCUUUUUAUUGUCUUGGAUUUGAGUCAAUGGUUUUGGGCAAAAUGAUGAUUGCAGGAGUGAGAGUUUGGUGAAUUUGUAUUUGGGUUGAGUAUUGAAGAGUAGUGGUUGUCAUAUUGGGUUGUUUCAACUAACUGGCUUGUUUUGGACAGUGAAGAAUUGUUAUUGAAAGCUGUAACGCAGACUAGGUUCCGUAUUGGCUAAUCCUCCUAUGAAUGUAAGUUUAACCAUUAUCUUCUUGUUAUAACAACACUGAAAUGGUUUUCCUUUUCAUGUUUUAUGUAUUUAUGCUUAGUUGAAGUUGCGGAGGCUUUUUAUGAUUAUCUUGUAGUUAUGGUUUCGUUUUGAGAAUUGCUACGGCAGUGUAUAUAUGGAUAUAAUUUUGCAGGAGAAUUGUGUAUUGCA
Molecule: messenger RNA, 1538 nt
Organism: Rubroshorea leprosula
Lineage: Eukaryota; Viridiplantae; Streptophyta; Magnoliopsida; Malvales; Dipterocarpaceae
Source: the annotation of a GenBank genome assembly